UAGUGCGCUUUACAGUACACUAAGGUUAAUGUACCUAGUUGGCUUUUGAUUUUAUUGAUACUGUAUUCUGUCGUAAACCGUUUAACAAAAUUUGUUGGAGGAUUUAUCUUUUUCCUUAGUUAUAUUAAAGAUUAUUACAAAAGUAUCUAUAUUGUAAUAUUGAAAUUUGAUUUCAUCAUAGAGGGCAACUUGAAGUUUUGAGAAUGGCGUCUGGUGACGCAUUUUCCGGCCAGAACAUACAACUCUCUCCUUUACGAAGUUUGGAUGACUUUAUAUUAGGGUCUGCUCGUUUUCAAAUCCCAAAUUUAAAAGAUGUGGAGAAGUGGGGCAAUCGUGUAGUAAAAAACUUACUAUAUUAUCAAACAAACUAUUUUCUCCUAUUUUUGGUUAUUUAUGGUUUGAUGAUUCUAUUAAACCCUCAUAAAAUUGUUUGCGGAGUUACGGUACAAGCUCUAAUAACAGUGGUUUUCUUCGGAUUUUUCUUAAAGAAGCCUAAAUCAAAAUUUAAGCUUUUUGCCAAUUGGUCAAGUAUUAUCCAAGAAAAUCCACAGCAGAAAUGGUAUUUACUUGCUGGUGUUGUUUUGUGUGGCUAUCUCAUAUUGCGCUGGUUGAAUGCAAUUUUAUUGUCAAGUUUUACUCUACUUCUUCCCCUAUCAUCUUAAGAAAAUUCCCCAAUUUCGUGGAUAAAAUGGGUAUUUGCAUAGAGGAUGUUCUCCAGUAAGAAUAAAUAAACAUAUAGCAGCAUAUUAUACAAUGUUAUAUCCACUAACAUAUUACUAAAUAGCCUUUACACAUUUAUUAAAUAGUGCACAAAUAGUUCUAAAUCUUAAUUAAAUUUUUCUUAUAUUUUAUGGAUUUACACAAUAAGAAAAUGGUUACAUGUAAACAAAUAGUAAGCGUUACAUACCCGUACUUUACAAACGAACUAAAAUAAAUAAAAUGGGGAAGAUUAGACAUCAAAUACAAUAAUCUAAUACCUAGGAAUUUACAUGAUAAAAACUUAAAUAUUUAAUUUUUAACUUCGUUGCUUUUAUUGCUUAAAUUUUGUUGGUUUUACUUCAGGUCAAUAUAUAUUUUUUCCAUUCGUUUAUGUUUAUAUUCUAUGUUAAAAAUUCAAAUAGUUUUAGGGUGUCGCAUUGUUAAAAUUGUCUUUAACAAAAAACAAAAAAAAAAGUUUUGUCACCCGUCAUUGGAACUCGAACGGUUGGGUACAUGCACCAUCCUUAUGGUUUUUUAUGUACUACACGUUAUUUAAUUAUAAAUAUUUAAUAUCAUUUUAUUUUGCAAAUUCACACAAAUUCACUCGGAAUCUUCAGUUAUGGUAAUAACAUGAAAGCGAAAAAGGAAAGGGACUUUGUUUCAAAUGAAAUAGUAAAAAUUCCCGUUAAAGAAAAUUGAGUGUUAAAGAGAGUUAUGCCCUUCAUGACAUUAUUAGUUUUUCGCUUAAAACUAUUUUCUGAAUUGGCGCUUAAAAUGUUCAUACGUCUUUUGCACUGAACUACUUUCUGCAUUGGCGGCCUUCGGUCGCCCUUCAAACUAAAAAGUAA
Bactrocera latifrons is the source of this 1547-nucleotide messenger RNA. Its product is annotated as PRA1 family protein 3. Gene Ontology annotation, cellular component: membrane. NCBI's taxonomy places the organism in Eukaryota, Metazoa, Arthropoda, Insecta, Diptera, Tephritidae. The record is from RefSeq and is a predicted model, not a curated record.